This is a messenger RNA of Oppiella nova, 1514 nucleotides long. The record is from the annotation of a GenBank genome assembly. NCBI's taxonomy places the organism in Eukaryota, Metazoa, Arthropoda, Arachnida, Sarcoptiformes, Oppiidae.
AGCAUUAUUAGUAAUAGGGAAAGUAUUUUACAAAAUAAUAUAUGAAUUCAAAUAUUAUUUAAAUAUAUUAACUCUUUUAUGACAAAUAGUUUCUUUAGGUUUGUCUAUAAUAUAAAUUUAAUAACUUAUUUAGUAAUAACAAUAUGAGUGGCAAAAAUAACCAAGAUCAACCAUUUAUAAAAGAUCUUGAUAAAUUAUUUGAUAAAGAAUAUAAAAAUGUGUUAAAGAAAAACAAACAACAAAAGUCACCAAGCUACAGGCCUACUGCAUCAAGUUCAUUUUACUCCGGUGGCCACGACUACGAUGAUCAUGGUACUGGGUGCUUCCCAAGUAUGACAAAUAUUUUCGGUUCUCCCACCUACGCCGAUAAAGUCAUAACGUACGUUCCUGAUAAUAAAAAUUAUGGACCUGGAUACAAUUUACUAGAUAAAGAAAAAGCAAAGGCUUUUAAGGUAGAGGAGGAACGGAGGGAACGGGAACUCUAUAAUAAAACCCUUCAAAUGGUUCAGACAAGUGGCGCCACCCAAAGCAGAACUGAAACUGAAUGGCAAACCAAGAAUCAACUAAAGGAGUCAAUCAAGACUAGCUUACAGGAGCAACUAUUCAGGAUCAUUCAUACUGAACUGUACUCGCUCGAACAAGUACUAACCAUAAAAACAGCAUUGGGAGAUUACGAAACGCGGACAGGCACCACCAUAUUCGACAUGGGUCAAAUUAGUGACUUACAGCACCGGGAUCCCAACGAUACGUCCAAGCUAGUUUUGUACGUGGCCAAGAUCAUGGAGUAUUCGGUGAAUCAGAUUAACUGGCUCAAAUUGUUCGAGUUUUUUGGCGAGCACAUUCGACGUAUAGAGUUAGAAUUGACCAAUAUCGUGCACAUGACAAUAUAUAAUCAAGAUAAGCAUGAUCGUGAUUCUGAAUCGUCAUUUGUGCAUGAUGCCCUACAGGGGGAGUUAGUGUGCACUCGUAUCCGCGGCGAUGGUAACUGCCUGUGGAAUUCCGUUAGCACCGCCCUCUAUGGGAAUUAUUCACGCAUGGAGUCACUGAGACUCUUAACGGCUACCACAUUAGUAAAGCACAGGGAGCUAUUUGAAAAUUACCUAGAUGAACAAAAAAGAAAGUUCGGCUAUAAUCACGAGUUAUCGUUCGAUGGGUUGAUAAGGGCCGCUAUGGACUUGCAGGUAUGGGGCGAUGAACUACAUGUAAUGGCCCUAUCAUUAGCACUGCAUAAACCCAUAUAUAGUUACGGGUCAUUACGGUUGGCAUUUGAUCCUAAGUUCCCGAGACAUUACUCUGAGCUUAAGGAGGCCUACGAACAGCAGUCCAUACAAAACCACUUUCGGUAUAUCGCCGAUGAGGCCGAUGUCGGCGCCCAACCCAUACUACUCUACUAUAACGGUAGGGAUCACUACAGUGUAGUGUUACCGGUCAGGGAUGAUGUGGUAGCACUGGUACCUCAAAUGCAAAUAUUGGAGCCUAUAUUUAAACGUGAGCUUAAAAAUACUGGUAAUUAG